AUGACCACUAUUAGAUGUAUUUUAGUAGUGGCCGUUAAGAAAGGCUGGGGUUUGUACCAAUUGGAUGUCAAUGAUACGUUUCUACAUGGUGAUUUGCAUGAGGAAGUUUAUAUGAAGUUCCCUGCCGGCAUUUCUCCUCCUGCUCCUAAUUUGGUUUGUCGUUUAAAGAAAUCCCUAUAUGGUUUUCGUCAAGCCUCGAGGCAAUGGUAUACUCGCCUUACCGCAACUCUUAAUUUCAAGGGUUUCAGUCAUUCUUUGAAUGACUACUCUCUUUUUUAUAAGAAGUCUGAGGAUUCUAUUUUAUUAGUGGCUGUGUAUGUUGAUGAUAUACUUCUUACGGGCAACAAUGUGGCAGAAUUGGAUGAUUUAAAAUCAUUCUUAGAUGUUGAAUUUAAAAUCAAAGACCUAGGGCACUUAUCUUAUUUUCUGGGGAUGGAAGUUCUUCGUGAAUCUUCUGGAAUCAUCUUGACUCAACGCAAAUUUGCUCUUGAACUGCUUUCUGAGUUUGACUACUUUGGCCUGACCACUGCUUCCUCUCCUCUGGAUCCUUCUAUUAAGCUGCAUGCUGAUGAUGGUACUCUGCUUCCUGACCAUACUGUGUAUUGUCGUCUUUUGGACUUUGAUUGGGGCUCUUGCCCGGACUCUCGUCGUUCUAUUAGUGGGUUCUUCAUCAGCCUUGGUGGUUGCCCCGUUUCUUGGAAAUCUAAGAAGCAACUAUCUGUCUCUCUUUCAUCCGUCGAACCUGAAUACAUAUCUAUGCAAAGAGUGGUCGCUGAGCUCACUUGGCUUGUUCGUCUCCUUGAUGACCUUUCUAUUCCGCUAACCUUGCCUAUUCCUCUUCACUCUAAUAGUCAGGCAGCGAUUCAUAUCACCAAAAAUCCGGUCUUUCAUGAACGCACGAAGCAUGUGGAACUUGAUUUCCACUUCAUGCGUCAACAAUUUCAGGCUAGUUUGAUUUCUUUAACUUUUGUUCCGUCGCACUCACAACUUGCUGACGUCUUCACCAAACCCCUCUCUGGUCCGCUUCAUCGCUCAUUGUGUAUGCCUAGAAAGUCUACAAGGAUUGGAGAACUACUUGAAGGACUCUCAGACCCCGAGCAAACAUUCUGGGCAUUGAACCGUGCCAACAAAAGAAUUAAACAAUUCUUACAAACACUCAAAAUCGAAAUUAACAUGGGAGACGUAAACGAUCCCAACGGAAACGUCAGGAAUGAGCAAGCUGGCUUAAAUGCCAGGGAAGGGGCACCUCCUGUGCCUGAGGGUGCAUUAUAUGACUGGCCAACAGCUGACAAUUUGGCUACUGCCAUUGUU
Messenger RNA from Nicotiana attenuata, 1311 nucleotides. RefSeq lists its product as uncharacterized. NCBI's taxonomy places the organism in Eukaryota, Viridiplantae, Streptophyta, Magnoliopsida, Solanales, Solanaceae. The record is from RefSeq and is a predicted model, not a curated record. The annotation marks the transcript as partial. The transcript is spliced from 3 exons.